Molecule: messenger RNA, 4212 nt
Organism: Pelobates fuscus (common spadefoot toad)
Lineage: Eukaryota; Metazoa; Chordata; Amphibia; Anura; Pelobatidae
Gene: RNF31
Product: ring finger protein 31
Exons: 22
Coding region: 248-3439 (1063 amino acids)
Biological process (GO): protein linear polyubiquitination
Cellular component (GO): LUBAC complex
Molecular function (GO): ubiquitin protein ligase activity; K48-linked polyubiquitin modification-dependent protein binding; zinc ion binding
Source: RefSeq, a predicted model, not a curated record
AGGUCAUGUGAUCAGUGUCUGGCAUGGAAGCAGCUCCGUGAAAACCCCCUGACACUACGCACGUUCCUCCGGUCCUGUAACUGGCUGCAGGCGGGACCAUGAUAACCAGUCCCGUUUACUAAGCAGGAUCCCCGGAACCACCGAACAUCUGACAGCAGCCAUACUUCCGGAGUCAGGGUCACUCACCCUCACACUUCCUGGAGGAGAACUGCAAUAUACACAACACAACCGGAGUCAGUCAGUGAAUAUGUUAGAAAAAGAGCAACGAGAUGCUCUGGAAUGUGAUUUGAUAGACCAUCCAGACACUGUGACCUGUGAGCGCCUGAAUGAAAUGUUGCAUGUCUCCCUAAAAGAACGUUAUAGAAGACUAGAUGUGGAGACCCUGCUUCGUGGUGGAACACAGACACCACCUUUAAGAUCUGUUAUAACUGCUCUCAAUAUUCUGGAGAAAUAUGGAAGGAACUUAUUGUCCCCUAAUCGUCCCAAGUUUUGGAGGAGUGUCAAGUUUAACAAUCCAGUAUUCAAAGCCCAGGUGGAUGCAGUUGAGGGUGGACGUCUUGUUCUCUCCUUAUAUGGAUACUCGUGCUCUCUUCCUGAUGGUCUCAGCUUCCCAGAAAGUGUGAAGGAGCCAGACAUUCCUACUGUAGCUGCAGUAACUGCUGAUGUCAUUAUCCUUCAUCACGAACUCAACCUUCUCAUCUCGAACUCCCAUCCACGACAGGUUGAAGCAGCAAAGGAACUUUUGAAUGGAGGACUUCGACAGCCUUCUCUUGUUCCAGAUUCAUCAGUUGCCUCUCAAAUUCCUCCUUCAGUACCUGUCUCAACUGGAUGCUGUCUCUGUGGUGUGCCCACAGUUUCCGUGUGGUGCUCCUCAUGUAAUGACAUGUUGUGCACCUCGUGUGAUCACAGAGUACAUACACAUCCCAAUCGCGUACAUCACCAGCGUUCAUCUUGUGGCACAUCAGGAACACAGAGGUCUCCAGGGCAUGUUUCAGUGCCAGUUUCAGCUUCUCGUCCACUAUGGCAGUGUGCAACUUGCCAUAAUCUAAACCGUGGGGUAUCAGUGCUUUGUGUUGGAUGUGAACGUCCACGUGGCUGUGCAAGUAGCCCGUCUAGUCCUUCACUAGGGAGUACAUUAAAGAGAGACAGCUGGGUGUGUAUGGCUUGCACUCUGCAAAAUGAUUCCUCUGCUGUGCUGUGUGCUGUAUGUGAACGACCAAGACUAGCCAGCAGGCCACCAAGAGACAACCAGGAGGCCUCUCCUAUUUCCUUAAUAGACUGCCAUGAGUCCCAAAUGAUUUCGCAAGUGGGCUCUGGUAAAGGUUCAAUAUUCCCUGACUGCAGCAUCCAAAAGCAUAUGCCAUGCUACGACAUAGGAAGUCAUAAGAUUUCAGAAAAGCAGGCCACUGAUCUACCAAUGCAUAUCCGAAAUGAGACAGGGGGCUCUCUGGAAAGCAUCAGUCCACUUAAAGAUGAUAAGGGGGAGGAUAGUCACGUUAAUGUGCAGGGCUGGCAGUGCUCCCAUUGUACCUUCUAUAAUAUUAAAAGUGGACGGGUUUGUGAAAUGUGCGAUAGGACCAGCGAAUGUGCUGCAGUUUCAGAGGUUAAAAAAACUGAGGAUACACAGAAACUCUCAUGUUACCAGGAGGAAAUCAGAAAGAAGAAACUGAGUGAGGAUGGAGCAAAAUUAGUGGCGCUUAUAAGGGAAGGGGAGAGAAGCUGGGUCUCCCCUGAGGAAAUAUGCAGUGCAGUGCGAUACUCUGGUACAGAGGUGCCUCUACGGUGGCUUCAAACUGAACUCCCCUAUGUGGUUGAACGUGUCAUUGAUGCAGCAUCGCAGACGGCUGGAACGGAGAUUGGCAUUUUAACUCCAGAUGAAGCACGCAUCGCCUGGAUUUCAAGUGGUGGAGAAAUGGAAGAUGCUGUGACAUUCUGUGUGGCUGAAAGAAGGAGCAAGGUGGAGGAACUGCGCACUCUAGGUUUCACAGAUCGAGAUAUGGCGGUAGCUGCUCUCUUUGAGAGUGCUGGGGACGUAGGGAAAGCACUCUGUAUAUUGCAAAGACCCCUUCUAGAGCCCUUCCUCGUACGCAUGUGGGAAGAGCCGCAGCCAGUCAUUAAUGUGUUCUCAGCAGACAGGCAGGCUAUUCUCCGUCGAUUACUCGCAGAGCAUUCUUUGCAUAGUUGGGGCCGUGCGGAGCUGGCUCUGCAGCUACUUCAAGAGGGAGAAGGCCGUUAUGAUCUCCAGGAUGUUGUGGAGGCAGUGAAAGAGUCACAGGACCGGGACUUUAUCAAGAGGAUGCUAACACAGGAGUGUGCAGUGUGUGCUUGGGAAUUCCCUCGAAACAAGAUGCGCUCUCUAACCUCAUGUGAGUGCUGCAUUUGCCCAGAUUGUUUCCGGACACAUUUCACUGUUGCCAUAAAAGAGAAACACAUCAGGGACAUGGUGUGCCCUGCAUGUGAGGAACCAGAAAUUAGUGAUGAGGGUGAACUCUUGCAUUACUUCUCUACUCUAGAUAUAUUGUUACGAGACACACUCGAGGUCGAUGCCUAUAAUUUAUUUCAUAAAAAGCUGACUGAGAGAACACUAAUGAAGGAUCCCAAGUUUCUGUGGUGUACUCAUUGCUCCUUUGGGUUUAUUUAUGAAAGAGAUCAGCUGGAUGUCAAGUGUCCCCAAUGCGAAUGUAGCUUCUGCAGGAACUGCAAGCGACCGUGGGAGGAACAGCAUCGCUCUUUAAGCUGUGAAGAUUUUCAGAAUUGGAAGAGAGAAAAUGAUGCUGAAUAUCAGGCCCAAGGGCUGGCUGUAUACCUGCAAGAGAAUGGAAUCACCUGCCCGCACUGUAAGUUUUCCUAUGCUCUGGCCCGAGGAGGCUGCAUGCACUUUAUCUGUUCUCAGUGCCGACACCAAUUCUGCAGUGGGUGUUAUAACACCUUUCAUCCCAAGAACAAAUGCACAGUUCGUUCCUGCACAGUGAGGAUGUCUCUCCAUGCCCACCAUCCCAGAGAUUGCCUCUUUUACCUCCGAGACUGGGAGGUGACACGUCUUCAGAGACUCCUCCAAAUGUCCCAAGUGCAAUUUAACACGGAUCCCCCAGCUGGAACACAGGCUGGCCCUGGAGGUGGUUGUCGUGUGAUGGAGCAGAAGGAGAAUCUGGAAGGUCUGAGAGAUGAAGCCUGUGGAAAGAUUACAGCCCCUGGUUAUGCCGGGCUGUGCGAGUCCCACUAUAAAGAAUACCUUGUGAGCCGGAUUAAUGCUCUUUGCCUGGACCCAUGCCUUCUUUAUGACUUGGGAGAGGUGGUCAAUGUGUGUCAGCGUUACUUGUCAGCAUUCCCGCCAAAGGAAGGCAGUGAGGACGAUGGUGGCUAUAGAGAGCGUCUUGUAAGAUUGCUGAUGACUGAGGUCCCGUUGAAUACAAGCUGCCAACGGAAUCAACACUCCUAAUGUGUGACUCACCAUAUGCACGUCGGUUUGAGUACAGAAAUUAUAUGAUCAGAUAUUAUGGGGUUGCUCAGUUAAUUUGUUGUUUAGUUUUUACCCUUCCAAAUAAACAGUAUCUCCAUACAUUUAUCAUAUGUGCAGUCUUAUAUGGAGAGAUUCACUAGAAUUAUCUUUAAAACCUCUAUAAUCAAUCAUCAUGCCGCAGUUCAACUUGAUUAGUCACUGUUUUUCUUUUUCUCUCAGAUUAACAUGCAUUGCGACAUCUGCUCACUUAGAGUAGACUCCAAGCCUUUACUUAAACCAGCAUCACCUAUAUUGGUUGGAUUCUGUAUUACAAGUCUUUGUCUUCACACACCUGUAGUUAUCUCCUGGUGGCCGUGAAAUAAAGAUGAAGGGCAAGGGAAAAUAUGACUUUUAGAACAAAGUGAAAACCUGCAGAAGAGUCCUAUUUCACAUAGCAAGAAGCUAAGAUUGUUUUUCAAGCAUUACAAAUAGUUACACUGCUCAUCAUUUUGUUCAUAAUUAUUUACAAGCAUAUUUAUUUCUUGUAAUGAAUAUAUUUGAGUUUCAUUCACUGAGUACAUUAUUAAUGUCCUCCCUGCGUGUGUUUGUGUCUGUGUAUAUGUAUGUUCAGCAUCUUGUUUAUUAACUGAAAUCAUUUUUAUUUUCCUACUAUAAUGUAGUAAAAGUCCACUGAAGAUACUUGGCAAAUUAAGGCAUUUGGAAAUGUGUACUUUAAUAAAAAAAAGUUAUGUAUUCUGUAAUUAAAUCAAAUG